Molecule: messenger RNA, 4569 nt
Organism: Ctenopharyngodon idella (grass carp)
Lineage: Eukaryota; Metazoa; Chordata; Actinopteri; Cypriniformes; Xenocyprididae
Gene: neto1l
Product: neuropilin (NRP) and tolloid (TLL)-like 1, like
Exons: 10
Coding region: 1049-2692 (547 amino acids)
Molecular function (GO): protein binding
Source: RefSeq, a predicted model, not a curated record
UCGCGUCAAGUUAAUUGAUGAAUGAAGUUAACAUUUUUAAAGACAGAUAAACUGAGAGAUUGUUCCUGGAAGAGAUUGGCUGACUCACACGAGCCCCGUAUAAACCCUCGAAUGAAUUUAUAGUGUCUGCAUGCUUCGCUACUUCACUCCAAUUGUCCGCAGGCUGCAGAUGCUCUUCGCCAAUCCAGCACUGCAGGUGCAGUUUAUGCUGGAGAUGCUGAUAGUAGUUCUGGCUAGACAUUAUUCUCUUUGCUUGUUUCUUUUCCUCACACAGAGGUUUUUUUCUGCUUACCCCCCUAGAUUUUGCUCUAGUGCUGCCGUGUGAGGUGUUGGAUUCAUUGGAUCCCGCAGUCUGACCGGCUUUGCGGUGCCUCUUCAAGAACAUCAUCUACAACAUUAUCUUUAGUGGAAAUAUGAUGAACAGUUCCGUGUGCUGCCGCAUCAUGUUGACAUAACUCUGCUGAAGAACUGAAAAUAAUGAAUGGCCGGAGAGGAGCGAUGAUAUGAAUUAACUCUUUGAUGUGAAGGGAAGCUGGAACGGGAUUUUGUACUGCAUUUACUGCCGAGGAAACACUGGAAUGAGGCUCUAAACACGUUUCUUGUCGCUGAGUUUUCUUGUUGAAGUUGGUUUUUCUCAACAAUGGAAAAAUGAAUUGGAAUGGAUAUUCUGAUAAGUCUUCCUUAGAGAUGGAUGGAAGAUUUCCCAACCUUUUAUGAAUCUUUUCGUGGUGACUCUGGAAAGGUGGAGCGAUCAGGAAAAGCUAAUGACGGACCUAUUAAUCCAUCAGAAGCACCAGAGGGGUUUGGAAACGUUUGGAUGGAAAUGUUUACAUCUUUUUCUGGUUUUAUACGAAACUACUAACGCAUAGUUGUGGAUCUCUGCUGGAAUCUCCAUUGUCAUUUAUUAAUAUAGUGAAAUGAAUUCAGGGCUGUUGACAUAUAUGCUGUGAUUUCUUUUUUCUUUUUUUGCAAAUAUCCAUCUUUUCUUCUGAAAGUAUUCCGCUCUAAAUGGAAUUAGUUGAGAAAGCCCUUUGUGAAAGGAAUAGACAUGGUACAUGGGAACAGGUUCCUUCACGUUGUUGCAGGUCUUCUCAUGCUUGGGUUGUCUGGGGCAACAAAGAAGGAAGCAGUGAAAAACAAUUCAGGAGUACAGCCGGCAGGGCAGUGUGGAACCUGGGUGAAAGAACCAGAGGGAGGCCUUUUCACCUCACCCAAUUACCCAAACAAAUAUCCCCCAGAGCGAGAAUGCAUCUACAUCAUUGAAGCUCCCCCGAGACAAUGCAUUGAUCUUUUCUUUGAUGAAAAGUAUUCAAUAGAGCCUUCAUGGGAAUGUAAAUUUGACCAUAUUGAAGUCCGGGACGGGCCCUUUGGCUUUUCUCCAAUAAUUGGACGCUACUGCGGCCAGCAAAGCCCUCCAUAUAUCAGAUCAAGUGGCCGCUACCUAUGGAUAAAAUUUGUUGCGGAUGGUGAAUUGGAAGCCAUGGGAUUUUCUGCGAGCUACAAUUUCACAGCAGAUCCUGACUUUAAAGACAUAGGAGUCCCCAAACCUCUUCCCUUUUGUGAAUUCGAGAUGGGAGGACCUGAAGGCAUCAUUGAAUCGCAGCAGAUCACCAAAGACGGCAAAGCCUUGCAGACAGAGGCAGUGGACUGCAAGUGGUACAUCCGUGCCCCUCCUCGUUCCAAGAUCUACUUGCGUUUCCUAGACUAUGAGAUGCAGAACUCCAAUGAGUGUAAACGUAAUUUCGUGGCGGUGUACGACGGCAGCAGCUCGGUGGAAGACUUGAGGAAUAAGUUCUGCAGCACGGUGGCCAACGACGUCAUGCUGGUGACCGCGCUGGGCGUGGUUCGCAUGUGGGCCGACGAGAGCAGCCGAAAGAGCCGCUUCCGUAUACUCUUCACAACCUUCCAAGAGCCUCCCUGUGAGGCAGAUACUUUCUUUUGCCACAGUAACAUGUGUAUCAACAACACGCUGGUGUGCAACGGAGUCCAGAAUUGCGUCUACCCUUGGGACGAGAACCACUGCAAAGAAAAGCGGAAAGCCAACAUCCUGGACAACCUGAAUAACACCAACGGCACUAUCAUCGGCGUGACGUGCUGCAUCGUACUGAUCCUACUGGUUGUAUCGGUGAUCGUUCAAAUCAAGCAGCCACGGAAGAAGUACAUCCUGAGGCGAGAAGACUUUGACCCCACCAUGUUCCAGGAGGUGUUCCAGGAGCCACCGCAUUAUGAACUCUGCACUCUCCGCAGCGCUGCGGCCACAUCCGCAGACCUGGCCGAGCUGGCCGAAGACUUUGAGAGCUACCACAAGCUGCGGCGCGCCUCCUCGCGUUGUGUCCACGAGCAUCACUGCGGUUCUUCACAGCUGUCCAGCAACAAGGGCAGCCGCACUAACCUGAGUGCCCGUGAGGCGGCGGCGGCCAUCCUGACGGACCUCCCACCACAACCCAUGCGGCCACUUCCUCCCCAAACCAACCGCAGGAACAUUCUGGUAAUGAGACACACCUACUCACAAGAUGCCGCAGAUGCCUGUGACCUGGAUGAUGACCUGGAAGAAGUGCCCACCACUAGCCACAGGCUGUCCAGACACGAGAAAGCAGUGCAGCGACUUCUUGAAAAUAGUGCAAUCCUGGAUCAGUACGAACGGGCUUCAAUGAAAUAUGAAAAUGUGGACCGGAGAUAUACACCAGCAUGAUAAUAACAUGGACGUUUUAAAGACAAAUUUAUCAAAACAACCUGCAGAUGUAAAGGAGGACGUGGAUUCAGUAACAAAGGAAGUGACUGUGAUGAAAUCGCUUUAACAUGUAGCUCCUAAUUUAUUCGCAUUACCUUUUCUUUUACAAGGUUACUUAUUUAGGAUUGCAGAACAUGAAAGUUUGUUCAUUUACAUGAAUAAAUGUGAAUCAGUGCUUUCAGGACUGUUGUAGUGCAUGCAUUUUAUUGUCAUGUUUUGCCACCAAACGUCUUUAUAUUUGUUAAAAUGCUUUUAAGACAUUGGAUAUUUGUGACUUUCAGCAAACACAUUUUAUCCACAUAUUUGUCUGAAUCUUCAAAGACACUUUAAUGUUAAGAUUUGCAUGCAUAUUUUCUUUAUCAUUUUAAAGUAAGUGACUGUGCAUUUAGGUACAGCAUCAAACCCAAGACUAAUUUAUUGUUGAUAGGUUUAACUACAAAAAUAUAUAUAUGUAUAACAAAUGGAAUGACACUAAGCCCUUCCCCUCCCCUAUAGUUUACUGCUAUACUUACUAACUGCAUGCUAAAAUCAUCAAAUUUAUAAGAUACCAUCUAUGAUUAAACUAUGGAAUCUUUCCUUUACAUAAAUCAUUUUUGAAAUACUGUAAACUCUUUCAGUUGCUGAUGUUUAGGACAAAUGAAGGAUGACAGUAAGUUAACAUUUGCUACAUUUUAGUAGCACACAAACUUUGUAUGUUAACUGUGUUCAAACUUUUGUAGACGCCGAAUCACCAAUACAAGCUCUGUCAAACAACAAUAAACUAUUAUUAUAAAUAAUGACAUUAGUAAUUAUAAAACUUAAGUUUAUGUUUUAUGCUUUUGUUUGUGUGAUCCAUUAAACUGCAGUGAAUAUGAUAUCAAAAGAGCAUUAUAAAACCCCAAAUGCAAAACAUCAAAACAUCUUAUUCUCGCUCUCUUUCUUUCUCUCUCUCUCUUUCACACAAAGACACACACACACACGUUGUUUCCAUGUUUUAUGGGGACUUUUCAUAGACAUAAUGAUUUUUAUACUGUACAAACUGUAUAUUAUAUCCCUUAACCGUAUACCUACCCAUCACAGAAAAUGUUCUGCAUUUUUACAUUAAAAAUCAUCACUUAGUUUGAUUUAUAAGCUGUUUUCCUCAUGGGAACCAAAACAAUGUACCCACCAUGUGUUGGGUGUAAUUAAUUACUAAGUAAUCUAAUUACAGUAAUUUCCCUUGAAAAGGUAAAGUAAGGGAUUACUCAUAAUUUUUCUGGAAUUUAAUUACAGUUACUUCUGAUGUAAUUGCAAUAAAAUGUAAUGUUAAAUAUAUAUGUUUUUAAUGUAACCUUCCUUUAGAAACUUUGGUCAGUUCAAGAAUAAUUUAUGCAAUUGUAUAUUGUUUAUUUGAAAGAAUUAAAAGUGCAGCUUCAUGUCUAUCUUUUUAUUGUUCAACUGGUCGAGGUUGAUAUGGGAUUUACAAAGUAACUAGUAAUAAGUAAUCCAAUACUUUUUAAAGAGAGUAAUUAGUACAGUAAUCGAAUUACACGGUUGAAGAUGUAAUUAGUAGCUAGUAAUUAGUUCCUUUUUUAGAGUAACUUCCCCAACACUGGUCCCCACAAUGUCAAAAAUUACUGGUAUUACUAUCUUUACACACACACACACACACUCAAAUACAAAAACAGUAUGUUAAAUGUCCCUGAUUUUUCAAGCUAGAUUUUUAGUCACCACACUAAUUAAAAUGAAAUGUCAGUGUUUCUGUCUGUCUGCCCAUUGUCAUUACAUUCUUGUUUUAGAAUUUAAACUAUAUAAACAAAGGGAAAUAAAUGCUGUUGAGAAAUGAAUGAAUGAAUUUACAUCAUAAGUGAAUUUCCACU